AUGGCUUCAAACAAGGAAGAAGGCACCGCACAGGCCCGCCUCCCAAGCCCGCGCCUGGUCAGCACAACCCACGCCCGGGACGGCACGUCCGUCUUCGCAUCAGACGAGACCAUCCCGGCCUUCCAGCCCUUCGGGCCCGGCACGAGCGGCUUCCACAACUUCGACCUGCGGCCGACGCUCCCGGCCAACAACAACACCGGCGCGGCGGCCCCGCCGUCCGCCCUCGCCAGCACGUUCCCGCGGUGCGCCCCCGGCGGCGCGUACUUUGGCGUCACGGACGUCCCGCCCAGCUACUCGGCGCCCAUGCACCGCACGCUGAGCCUGGACUACGCGGUCGUGCUGUCCGGGGAGAUCGUGUGCGUGCUCGACGGCGGGGAGGAGAAGACCAUCUCCCGGGGGGAGUUCAUCGUCCAGCGGGGCACGAACCACCAGUGGGUCAACCGGUCGCAGACCGAGGUGGCGAGGAUCUUGUUUGUCAUGGUUGGGGCUGAGAAGGUUGUUCUGGAGGACGGGAGGGGGCUGGAGGAGACUGUGUUCAAGAGGUAA
Molecule: messenger RNA, 546 nt
Organism: Diaporthe citri
Lineage: Eukaryota; Fungi; Ascomycota; Sordariomycetes; Diaporthales; Diaporthaceae
Exons: 1
Coding region: 1-546 (181 amino acids)
Source: RefSeq, a predicted model, not a curated record